AUGCCCGCUUCUCUGGUAUCGCCGCCGCCUGGUUCAUCUCUGCCGUCUCAGGCGACUAGCGCCAUAGCGCCGUUUCCUAGCAAACUCUUCGUCAUGGUCAAUGACCCAACCACAGAUGAAUUGAUUCGCUGGUCCGACGAAGGUACUUCGUUCAUUGUCUCUCGGCCGACAGAGUUUGCGAAGCGAAUCUUGCCACGGUUUUUCAAACACGAUCACUUUUCGUCUUUUGUCCGACAGCUCAACACGUAUGGUUUCCACAAGGUGCCUCAACUUCAACAAGGCGUUCUGCGGCCGGAUGAUGUUUCGGUGGAUUGGAUAGAGUUUUCAAACCCUCAUUUUCGACGCAAUCAGCCAGACCUGCUCUUACUGGUUCAACGCAAACGCAGUGGCAGCAACACUAAUAAGCAACAAGAUGUCGCUAAAAAAGGAGCCGUUCGACGAAGACAAGAGCAAGAAUUCGAUGAUGCUGUGUUAUCAUCUUCUUCUUCCUCCCUUGGCACAUCAUCGCCGUCAUCAUCUCUGCCUCCAACACCCACCUCGCCCGCUUUAUCGUCAUCAUCAUCAUCAUCGUCAUCGUCACCACCACCACCAUUGCGACAAAAACAAAAACCGAGUUUUUCCAACGGCGAUAUGCGCAGGAUAUAUGAGGAAAUCACGGCAAUCAAGAACCAUCAGUUGAGUAUCAGUAAUGAGCUAAAACAGAUCCAGAGCAACAACCAAGUCUUGUGGCAAGAAAUUCUUUCUGCAAGGGAACGUCACCAGCGACACCAAGAUACGAUUGACAAAAUUCUACAGUUUUUGGCUUCCGUGUAUACCUCGUCGUCACUGUCGUCGUCGUCGUCAUUGUCGUCAUCAUCAACACCGGCCUCAUCAUCCGGCGGUCCACUGAAAACAAAGAAACGGCGUCUAAUGAUUGGUGAGCAACGAGAAGAAGAAGAGUCUGCUAAGCUUUCGCCUGUAGUUUUGUCCGGUACUUCCACAUCGCCACCUACUAUUACAACGUUUGAUUUAAAUGAUCUUGUAGAAUUGCCUCGAAACGACGAUCAGAAUCAUUUACAAUCAUUAUGCCAAGUCGUUCAACCGGGCCAACAAGAUGUGUUUCUCAAUGAUGCAAUAACGCCAUCGCUCCUCCCAGAGGUCACUAGCCAAAUUCAGUCUGUGGGUCAUGCAGCCAGCGCUAUCAGUGGUAAUAUUGAUCAGCUUGGUAGCAGCAUCGAGGCUUUGGCUCAACAAAUGGGAAUACAACAUCAAGGUGACGCUUCUAUGGGAAUUACUGACACUACUAACUUUGAGGAUGACGCUUUCUGGAACUUUUGGUCCAAUGCCAUCGAGAAUUGA
Zychaea mexicana is the source of this 1338-nucleotide messenger RNA. RefSeq lists its product as uncharacterized. NCBI's taxonomy places the organism in Eukaryota, Fungi, Mucoromycota, Mucoromycetes, Mucorales, Lichtheimiaceae. The record is from RefSeq and is a predicted model, not a curated record. Bases 1 to 1338 code for a protein of 445 amino acids. Gene Ontology annotation, molecular function: DNA-binding transcription factor activity; sequence-specific DNA binding. Gene Ontology annotation, biological process: regulation of DNA-templated transcription. The transcript is spliced from 3 exons.